Trifolium pratense (red clover) is the source of this 1212-nucleotide messenger RNA. Its product is annotated as abscisic acid receptor PYL1. The transcript has a single exon. Gene Ontology annotation, molecular function: signaling receptor activity; protein phosphatase inhibitor activity; abscisic acid binding. The record is from RefSeq and is a predicted model, not a curated record. The coding region runs from base 220 to 861 and encodes 213 amino acids. NCBI's taxonomy places the organism in Eukaryota, Viridiplantae, Streptophyta, Magnoliopsida, Fabales, Fabaceae. Gene Ontology annotation, cellular component: cytoplasm; nucleus. Gene Ontology annotation, biological process: abscisic acid-activated signaling pathway.
CAAAUUAGUUCUUUUUAAAAUGAGAGGGGAAAUAUUACUUCUGGUAUACCGCAUUUCUAUAUAUAGCUAAGCUAACAGAAGAAAAAACAGAAUUUCAAAGUGAAUUCCCAAAACUACCCUUUUCUCUUCCUCAAAUUCUCGUCUCGCAACAGCAUUCCCCACUCUCUUUUCCUUCACACAGAGAACUUCGCUUUCUCUCUCUCUCUCUCUCCUCACACGAUGGAGAAAGCAGAGUCCUCCACCGCCUCAACCUCCGACCAAGAUUCCGACGAAAAACACCGCACAAACCACCACCUAACACUCCCCUCCGAUCUAACUCAAAACGAGUUCGACUCACUCAUCCCUUUCAUCACCGAACACCACACCUACCUCAUAGGUCCCGGCCAAUGCUCCACUCUACUCACUCAACGCAUCCACGCGCCACCGGAAACCGUCUGGUCCGUCGUCAGAAGCUUCGACAAACCACAAAUCUACAAACACUUCAUCAAAAGCUGCUCCGUCAAAGACGGUUUUCAAAUGAAAGUCGGUUGCACUAGAGAAGUCAAUGUAAUCUCCGGUCUCCCGGCGGCAACUAGCACCGAGAGACUCGACGUUCUUGAUGAUAACCUCCGCGUUACUGGAUUCAGUAUAAUCGGCGGUGAACACCGGUUAACUAACUACCGUUCCGUUACUUCCGUUCACGGUUUUGAUAACGGUGAGAUCUGGACCGUUGUUUUGGAAUCUUAUAUUGUUGAUGUUCCUGAAGGUAAUACAGAAGAGGACACGCGUCUUUUUGCUGAUACCGUUGUGAAGCUUAAUCUUCAGAAGCUUGCGUCUGUUACAGAAGGAAAGAACCGUGACGGUGACGGUAAGUCACACUAGUAGGGUCCACUGAACUGCAACUUGAAAAAACUUGUUGAAAGUUGAAACUAUUGUUCCUUCAUGGAUACAUAAAAAAAGGAGAAGAAAAAAAAAACUGAAAAUGGAGUAUUUUUUUUGUUUUAUUUUGGAAUAUUCAUUUUGUGUGACUUUUUUUUUUUAAGAUGAUUUUGUGCAACAUGUUCAAGUGGAUGAAUGAAUGAAUGAAUAUGCAUGUUGAGUUGAACUUGAAAAUUGUUAAUUGCGCAAUGUGUGUAAGGGCAUUUAUGUCAAUGAAGUUGUACAGAAAAUGUUGACUUGUUGAUGUGAAUAUGUGAUCAUUGUUAAUAUCAUUUACUUUUUGUUUAGAUUUUA